AUGGAUCGGCAGCAAUCUACGGCCUUAGGGGGCAAGAAAGAUGUAUCGGUUGUCAUUUUACAUCCAAAGGGCCGCAUCAGCCCUAUUCAGGAGGCGCAGAUGGCAACCCGCACAGAUAGGAACGUCCACAAUCUUGCUGUGAAGACCUUGAAACUGGGUGCUGUGAACUCGAUAAACUUCGCAAGAAUCCUCGCUCAGAUUGUCUUCUACUUCUACUCCUAUUUCUCACUUGCAAGAAAGUCCCCUUCACUCAACGUUGGUGACAAGGUCCGAUUUGUCACACCGACUGGAAUCUUUGGAAACAUACUCGAGGGCUUUUUCGCAAAAUUGGCCUACCAGUAG
Molecule: messenger RNA, 342 nt
Organism: Aspergillus chevalieri
Lineage: Eukaryota; Fungi; Ascomycota; Eurotiomycetes; Eurotiales; Aspergillaceae
Product: threonine synthase
Exons: 2
Coding region: 1-342 (113 amino acids)
Biological process (GO): L-threonine biosynthetic process
Molecular function (GO): threonine synthase activity
Source: RefSeq, a predicted model, not a curated record